ACAUGGCGGCGCCCAGAAACACGCACCAAACCAGUGUUUGUCAUUAAAAGUUGGUCAAACAGUAUUUUCUGCUAACAUAAUCUUUCGAUAUGAUUAGUUAAGUAGUUUGUAAUGUUUACUAUUUCAUCAUGUUACCAUCCGUAGCAAAGCUGUGCGCCCGAAAUGGGACAACAAUAUCGGUCAGGGUUGCUAAAUUCCGUUCACCAGCGGUCAACAAGGUAGCUUUUACGCGAUAUUUAACAUCACCACCCGUGUUGAUGUUCUUCCUCCCACCAGCUUCACGAAAGCCAAACGUCCGAUGGGUGUCAUUGUCGGGCUUAUCACGGCGGCAUGAAGAGCCGCUCGAUUUGCCCUCAUCUCCAGAUGAAAAUGAGAACUUCGGGUCUUUUUCCACCCACAUAUCCGCUCGGAGGACUUUCAAGAAAAGCAGCCCGGAGAUGUUGGACUUCAGGUACCGAGAAGACGAGGACCAGAAGUUGGAGAAACCUGUCCGCAAGCCUGUGAGGAGAAAUACUACCUACUGGUACUUCUUACAAUGCAAGAAGCUGAUUAAAGAAGGAAAGCUGCAGGAGGCAUUGGAUAUGUUCAGCAGAGAUAUGCUUCAGACAGAGAGGCUCCAGCCUGAAGAGUACAACUUUAGCGUCCUCAUUGGGGGCUGUGGACGAGCUGGACAUCUGAAGAAGGCCUUCAAGCUCUACAACGACAUGAAGAAGCGAGGUCUGGAAGCGUCGGACGCGACCUACACGGCUCUGUUCAACGCCUGCGCCGAGUCGCCCCAUAAGCAAGCCGGCCUCCAGCAGGCACUCAAGUUGGAGCAAGAGCUGCGGCGCAAACGAUACGCCCUGAGCACCAUCACGUACCAUGCACUCCUCAAGACGCACGCCCUCUGUAACCACCUGCAGGCCUGCAUGCACACGCUGAGGGAGAUGCUGCAGAACGGCCACACUGCCACUCAGGAGACGUUUCACUACUUGCUGAUGGGGUGUCUGAAGGACAAAGACAUCGGUUUCAGGCUGGCUUUGCAGGUUUGGCGCCAGAUGCUCAAGGCAGGGAUUCUCCCAGACUCUAACAACUACACCCUGCUCUUGAGGACCGCAAGAGAUUGCGGGUUGGGUGAUCCAGCGCUGGCUUCUAGCAUCCUGCUCCGGUCACACGUGGAAGAAUGCGAGUCUCGCGUCAAGUCAAGCAAGGCUCCAAUCGAUGUUGACCUCCUAGAGCGGGAGCUGUUUGUCCAACCUGAUCUCCAUGGUGGUGGCGAGCGCUCCAACGAUACGCAAGACUCUUUGGUGCCGUGUAGGCCAAACGAAACUGGAUUGCUGCCUUUUAGCUCCGCACCUAACCUGCUGGACCUCCUGGAGGGAAAUUGGGGUGGCUCGAUCUCCUUCGGCAGCGUGGGCGGACCCGCAGAUAGACUCGCUCUGCUUGGUGGAGGCGAAGGUUUGCUGGGGAAGAUGGCGGAAAAUGGGCUCAAGCCGGACCUCCGGACGUUGACCCUGCUGGCUGACACCAUGGCGCCGGGUGUCCAGUCUUUGCAGACGCUCUUGAAGGUCGCCAAGCAGCAUCGCAUCAAGCUGGACACUGCCUUUUACAACUCGGCCAUUCGUAGGGCCGCCAGAACUGGUGACCUGGAUGGAGCUAAGGCUGUGUUGAGUGUGAUGCGGAAGUACAACGUCAGCGUGGACGUGCAGACAUUUGGAAGCCUCGCAAUGGGCUGCCAGCGAUACAAAGAUGGACUUCAGUUGCUCAAAGACAUGGAGGAGGCGGGAUUAAGGCCCAACGUCCAUGUGUUUUCGGCCCUGAUUGGCCAGGCAAGUCGCCGGCUGGAUUACAUUUACCUUAAAACGCUCCUGAAAAGCAUGUGUCACAUGGGGGUGUUGCCUAAUGAGGUCAUCGUCAAACAGCUGGAAUUUGCCGCGCAGUACCCUCCCAACUACAACCAGUACAAGUCCCGCAACAACUACCUGGUCCAGAUCGAUGGUUUCCGCGGUUACUACCAGCAAUGGCUGCGAGUCAUGCCGGCCCAGGGCGACCAGGACCAACGGGCGGAGCUCCAGCCUGACUCCAAGCCGGUGGCGGAGGUGAAAACGGGAGCUGGAGCACUGGGGGGACUGAUUGAGGCCCCGAAUAACCAAAGAGCUGUGGCGAGUAGACGUCACCCUCGGAUGAGCAGCAUGAAACCAGCCAUUUGACCCAGCGUAGACGGAUGCUUUAGUCAUUGAAUGUGAUUCUUUAAACAGUUAAACAAUUGUUAAUGAUUCCUGUUGAUACAUUAUUAUUAUUAUCAUUAAUUUUAAAUGUAUUAGUCAUUAACUUGUGUCAAACUUUGAAUAAUGUUCAUAGUUUUUUGUAUUUGGGGGCUGCAUGUGUAUGAACAUUAUGUCAUUUAUAGUGUGUCAGGCACUUGAAUUAACAUGAAAUAUAAUUUCCAUGACAUUAUACAACAAGAAGAUUAUAAAAAAUAAAUACUUGUGUAUAU
Dunckerocampus dactyliophorus (ringed pipefish) is the source of this 2476-nucleotide messenger RNA. It is a transcript of the gene ptcd1, whose product is annotated as pentatricopeptide repeat domain 1. Gene Ontology annotation, molecular function: protein binding; tRNA binding. Lineage: Eukaryota; Metazoa; Chordata; Actinopteri; Syngnathiformes; Syngnathidae. The record is from RefSeq and is a predicted model, not a curated record. Gene Ontology annotation, biological process: tRNA 3'-end processing. Bases 129 to 2189 code for a protein of 686 amino acids. Gene Ontology annotation, cellular component: mitochondrial matrix. The transcript has 8 exons.